AUGCACCCAACACCUCCGGCCAAAGAGGGAACGGGUGCUCCACCUUCACUCAGCACCCUCCAAACCACAUACUUCCUCAGCCUCCACGGGAGUUUAGCCAGCCCUCUCCAUGAAACCAAGGCAAGGUCUCCUGCACAGCAAGAGCACAGAGAUCAAGCGAGAUCCUACCUCUCUCCUUCGAGCCGGACUAGAGCUCACCUCUUGUUUCAUGCGCGCCAGCAAAAAGAAAAAUCCAGCGCUCUAGCAAAAGAGAAGCAGAUCGCCGCCUCCACAUCCGCAAAGAGCGACCUCCAGACGUCGGUGGGGGGCGGUGGCGGUUCCCUCUCCCACCCCAGCAGCCGGGAAUGGAGAACAAGAGGCGAGGCUUACAAAGGAAUCGGCGUCCACUCGACGUCCGCCACGGACCUCCUCGCUGAUGUCACUGGAGGGAAAACGCAGGAGGGAGGGAAGAAGAAUUGCAUAAAAUGGUGCUCCAUUUGGAGCAUCAGAAUCAUACAUGAGAUAUGGUUGAGAGGAGGGGGCAAGGCCGGCAGUGCCACCACACCAAGAUACUCACUAGCCAGAUCACCCCAGCUAUGGCCUGGCAAAUCUGGACAGCUAUAUCCACCAGAGUUCUGGGAAAGGCACUUUUGUGAACUGUACAGAGAUGAAGUAGGGGACCUCGGAUUCCCCUGGCAUGAUAUAAAGGAUCUGCCCACCUUGUCGCCGGUAACGUCAGCAGAGGCACAGCCCCAGCCUCUCCCACCUCUGCCUGGCAACCUGCUGCGAGCCCUGCUCAUAAGACAGCACUCAGACAUCUCUCAAAACAGGAAAAAGAACAGUGGUCAAGGCAAGGACAAAAAAAGAGACCAGUGGCAGUAGAGGCGGGUACACAGCACACGACGGCACAGGCUGGAGCCAGCAAGAAAACCCCUGCCUGUGAGUAAUAAGUUGCCGCUAAAGAAGAACACCACUUGAAAUGCAUCAGGCUACAGAAAAGAGAAUACCAGUUUAUUUAGCACCUUUGGGUUUCUUUCUAUUUUCUAUGGUGGGGAGGAGUUUAACAUGGCCAUGGGCAGCAGCCUUUUAGCUAAGCUCCCAGCAUCUUUUUAGUUUUAGUUUUUUAUUUUCUAUUUUAGCUCCUCUCUUAUCUUAUUUUUUACCAAUUUAAACUAGCCUGAACAAUUCUAUCUUAAAUAAUUGAGUUUUAGGCUGGCUUUAAGCCCCCAACUGGUUAGAAUGACUGAACAUACUCCUGCCCAUGAGCAGAGGAUGGGGGAAAAGAAAUGACUGAGAACAAGUCCUCCUGCUGAAGUGGACCAGCAGAGAUUACCCAAACAGUCUAGAAUUGAUUUCAUUUAUCAUGGGCAAAGUCAGUCAUUUAUCUUCUAUUCCCCUUCAAAACAGAUUUAAUCCCCUUGAGGAAGCAAGCCCCCUCCCAGUGCCUCCCUCUAAGAAAAUGACUGAAAUGCUAGAUUGCUCACAAGAGGACUACAACCCUCCCUUGCCUUCUGGCAAAGAACUGGGUGACUUAUUUAUGCAGCAAUGUGCUCUUAUUACUGGUACCUUUGACCAUCUCACAAAGAUUUUGUAGCGACUGGAAAAUAAACUUGACUCUAUAUAACCACCUGAACGCUUCUCUUACAUCCGCUCUAACAAGCUCGACCUCUUAAGGAAAUUAAGUGCACUUCGCAUACCUGGUUUGACCAGGAAUGCCUCGAGGCCAAGAGGAAAUUAAUUUAUCACUUUAAAUUGUAUAGCAAAGGCACCUCUAACAUUGCACCACAAACUUUAGUAACCCUUAAGAAGCAAUAUAAGAUCCUUUUAAGAGAUAAGAAACUCCAGGCCAAAAAAGAGGACUGGGCUGACCUCAUUGCCACUUCUAAACUUAAAAAUCAGAUUAGAUUCUGGAGGCUAAUCUCAUGUCCUUUAGGGAGGGCCCCUUCAAUUUCUAAUUUGGCAAGUCCGGCUGGGAUAUGGGAACAUCAUUUUUAAAUAUUCUAUGAAAAAGAGGGCUCCCACACAGCUAUAUUUGAUUAUAAGACUUCCAAGCUGGAGCCCAGUCACUGUCUCAGAAGUUGAAACUUUGGUUAAAAAAUGUAAGAUGGUAAGGCUUCUGGAAUUGACUGUAUUACAGUUGAAAUUAUUCGCAACUCAAUUGGUGGGCUCCUCUUCUUGCUUCCCUUUUUACCUUCAUAGAUACUACUGCAAAAAUUCCUGAGGAUUGGGGUGUUUCGGUAAUAGUCCCAAUUUACAAGAAAGGAUCAAGGGAGGAUCCUAAUAACUAUCAUCCAAUUAGUCUCCUUAGCAUUAUUAGUAAACUUUACGCUAGACACCUCCUGGGGAAAUUAUAGGAAUGGCUGGAUACUCAGGACAUCUUAUCUGUUGAACAAGCGGGAUUUCGAGAAGGAUACUCUACAACUCAGCAAGUAUUUAUUUUACAAUACCUAACUGAGAAAUAUUCCUCCCUGCCCAAGUCCUCCCUGUAUGCUGCGUUUAUAGACUUUAAAGGAGCUUUCGAUUCCCUUUCCAGAGAGAUACUCUGGACGAAGUUAAAGGAAUCAUCUAUAGAUCCACGUUUACUUUUGUUUAUCUACAAUCUUCAUCAGAACACCUGCCUCAGAGUGUGGUGUAGUAGGAAAGGGCAUCUCUCGUCUGAGAUACCUACUUAUAGAGGAGUAUGACAAAGUUGUAUUCUUGCCCCUGUUUUAUUUAAUUUUUAUAUAAAUUCAAUAGUUUCUCAUCUGAAUAAUCUUGCUCUUCAUCCCCCUAAACAUGCAAAUAGGCAAGUUUCAUUAUUGCUUUAUGCUGAUGAUAUUGUCCUUUAAUGUCAAACCAAGAUAGGGCUAAGCCAUGCUUUAACUUCCCUGAGCAUCUAUACUGUGAAGGAGGCCAUUGAGGUAAACUAUACCAAGAUUAAGGUGAUGGUAUUUGCAAAACACCCAAAAAUGCUGGGGAGUGUUGGUGGUGCUGGUCCUGGGGACGGGAUUGGGCUUUUAUAUUGGUGAGUAGGAAGGGGGUGAGAGAUGGAGAGCAGAGGAUUAGAGGUUAAUGAAGGGAGGUGGAGGAUUCAGACAAUGGUAGGGGAAGGCAGAUAUGGCAAUAGGCGGAGGAUAUCAGGGAGUAGGGCCCUUAGAUACCCCCUUAGAGGGCUUGGAACUUUUCUAACCUUUGCACUGUUUUGAGGGAGAAUGGGAGAAUGGAGGAGAUACACCUGACAUUGAUGUUAUGUAAUGCCAGAUCCAUCAUUAAUAAGACCAACACCUUGCAAACAUACUUUGUGGAGGCAAGUGUUGAUCUGGCGUUUGUAACUGAGACCUGGGUGAGGGAAAGCGAGACAGUCGCCCUUAUUGAAUUAACCCCACCUGGGUUUAAAGUUCUUCAUAAG
Molecule: messenger RNA, 3367 nt
Organism: Hemicordylus capensis (graceful crag lizard)
Lineage: Eukaryota; Metazoa; Chordata; Lepidosauria; Squamata; Cordylidae
Exons: 8
Coding region: 1-861 (286 amino acids)
Source: RefSeq, a predicted model, not a curated record